This is a messenger RNA of Alosa sapidissima (American shad), 849 nucleotides long. Its product is annotated as pterin-4-alpha-carbinolamine dehydratase 2-like. Gene Ontology annotation, biological process: tetrahydrobiopterin biosynthetic process. The record is from RefSeq and is a predicted model, not a curated record. Gene Ontology annotation, molecular function: 4-alpha-hydroxytetrahydrobiopterin dehydratase activity. The transcript is spliced from 5 exons. NCBI's taxonomy places the organism in Eukaryota, Metazoa, Chordata, Actinopteri, Clupeiformes, Clupeidae. The coding region runs from base 253 to 669 and encodes 138 amino acids.
UGAAAUACCCCUCUGGUAUCGUAUUGCACUAAUAGGAUUUGCCAGCAGCCUGACACUGUUCUGGGAGACGUUCAGGCGACAAAUUAAGUUUUAGGCCUACAGACUUAUCAAUAAUGCCUGGAAGGUGCUGACCCCUGCAUUACAAACCAGGCGCAUAUAUAGACAGCUCCGGAUCUGGGGCUGAUGGAGACGCAGGCGCCUUGCGCGCAGCUGACAAGCAGACCGCAGCUAACAGAGUGACUGAAUGGAAACAUGCGGUGGUUAAUGUUUACUACUCUGAGUACGAGGCACCUGUGGCCAAAUCUUCUCUCGAAAUCGGUCGACAGAACGCCGCUGCAGCGCAUAUUUUCUGCUAAAAUGACCAUGGACACCCACUGGCUGACCCCAGCAGAGCGAGAGCAGCAGCUGCUGGAGCUGAAGGCCACAGGUUGGGUGGAGAUGGAGGAGAGAGACGCCAUCUACAAGGAGCUCACCUUCAAGACCUUUAACCAGGCAUUUGGCUUCAUGUCACGAGUAGCCCUACAAGCAGAGAGGAUGAACCAUCACCCUGAGUGGUUCAAUGUUUAUAACAAGGUCCAGAUCACAUUAACUACACACGCAUGUGGAGGCCUCUCCAAGAGGGACAUCAAACUCGCCAAGUUCAUCGAUAAAGUAGCCCUAACCAUGUAGAGUGUGUGUGUGUGUGUGUGUGUGUGUGUGUGCGCGUGUGCGUGUGUGUGAGUGUUUGUUUCUAAAUUGUGAUCCAUGUAGAGAGGCAUGGUGAUUUGGACAUUCCUGAAUGCUGCUUUCCUUUGACUGGCGCUGUCAGCUGUUUCUGGUGUACUUAAUUAAAAAUGGGAGAUCAUGCUA